AUGGAUGCAUUAAAAGCUCUCGGAAUAGAAUUUAAUCACAAAAUAAAUAUUGCAGCUUCUUUUCUAUCUGAUUGUACAGCGGAUGAUGAGAAACGGGAUUAUCUGAGAUCUUUAAUCUCCACGGCUGGAAGUAGUGAAUCUAUCGAACAACGAACAUUAGAAGGUAAAUUUCCUUCAUCAAAAAAAAUUAUAUUUGUUGAAAUUAAUAGAACAUCUGCCUUGAUGCUAUACGACAAUUUGAUUUAUUUAGAUUCAUUAUUUGAAAGUGUGUUAGAAGUUAUUGAUGCCCAGUGUUUUAUCCAACAUCCUAAUAAAAAACCUCUUGCUAUAAUUGAGAUGCAAGCACUAUAUGCAAGGCUGGCUUAUAAAGACCUUUAUCGUUUAGUUACGAAUGAGGAUUCUAAUUCUAGGUUCCUAAUAACUGGCACAUCAGGUGUCGGCAAAUCAUGUUUUUUGCUCUACUUAUUAAUUCGACUUUUAUGCAAUUCUGAUGAUAGCGUGAUCAUUUUUCAACCAGCUGAUGGAGAAUUAAU
Molecule: messenger RNA, 533 nt
Organism: Racocetra fulgida
Lineage: Eukaryota; Fungi; Glomeromycota; Glomeromycetes; Diversisporales; Gigasporaceae
Source: the annotation of a GenBank genome assembly